Molecule: messenger RNA, 513 nt
Organism: Heterostelium album PN500
Lineage: Eukaryota; Evosea; Eumycetozoa; Acytosteliales; Acytosteliaceae
Exons: 5
Coding region: 1-513 (170 amino acids)
Source: RefSeq, a predicted model, not a curated record
AUGUCAAGUUCUAAUACAGUUGGAAAAGCGAUGAUCAGAUUGAUGAGUGAUCUCAAACAGAUGAAGGAAGAACCACCCGAAGGUGUCAGUGCAGAGCCUGUCGAUAGUAGAAAUCUAAUGAAUUGGACAGGUCUUAUUAUUGGUCCAGAGAAUUCUCCAUUCGAAGGUGGAAUCUUUCAAUUAUCAUUAAACUUUAACGAGUCAUAUCCAGAUCAACCACCAAAGAUUAAAUUUGUUACACCUAUAUUUCAUCCAAAUGUUUACGCUGAUGGUGCAAUAUGUUUAGAUAUCUUGACCAACAAGUGGUCACCUGUAUAUUCUGUUUCCUCAAUAUUAACUUCAAUACAAUCAUUGCUAUCAGAUGAGAACCCAAAUUCACCAGCUAAUCCAGAAGCAGCCAAUCUAUUUAUAAAAGAUAAGAAAGAAUACAGAAAAAGAGUUAGACAAUGCGUUGAUAGAAGUAUAAAUAUUAUAAAUGUGAUUUCAAUUGCUGAACCAUGUCCUACAAACUAG